AGAAACGCUCGCUGCCCCGGGUCCAAUAGCGGAGCGAGCUCCCUGGAGGAUGCCGGGAUCUUCUUCUUCACUUUAAUCCACGGACCAUAGUUGUUUUUGCUCUCUCUCUCCCCCGUCUCCCUUUUUCUUUCUUUCGCCGCUGCAUCAUGAUCUCUGAAUGCAGCAGUUACUACAGCACUGACGGUGUAUUUGUGGACGGUUUCUCCUGCCCCAGACCAGGAAACGCCGCCGCCGCUGUCUACUGCUGCGGAUUUAAUGAUGUUAAAUAUUGCUGCGAUGAUCCCAAUAGUUUUUUCCCGUACGAGUAUGGAUACAUGUGGUGGCUGAGCAUUGGCGCUCUGGUUGGUCUGUCCAUUGCAGCGGUGGUCCUCCUUGCCUUCCUUAUCACUGUAUGUGUCCUCUGCUAUCUCUUCAUCGCCACCAAACCCAGUCGUCCUGACAAUGGCCUACCCCUCAGAAUGCCAGAGGGCGAUCCCCCAGAGGGGCCCAGCCAUGUGAGAGCCGCCUCUGCAUCUGGUCCGCAGGGAUUCAGAAAACACUUUGUGAGCAGGAAGCUGGACUGCGAUAACCAGCCGCCAGACCCUGAGCGUCUGUUCCAGAGAUGUUUCACACCUACGGUCACCAGCGUGAAAGUGGAAAGUCCCCCGUAAGGCCACUGAUGAACUUCUUGUUUUAAAAUGGUACCAGCAAGCCAGAGGCCAAGAGAGACACCCAGGAGCUACCAGGUGACAGCUAUGGCACUAGGAGGAACAGAAACUGACAGAACCUGGUGUGCAGUGGAGUCAUGGUGGUGGAGUAAAAAAAUACAUUUAUAACAUUAUAAAAAGAACUAUUCUCAGUGCUGUAAACCACACAAUCACAAACUAAGAGGGCUCUGAAAUCUUAUGCCUUUAAUAAUGAAUUACUUUCAAGUGCUAAAUUUCUCUCCUUUGUGCAGCAGUAAUUUAGAGCAUAUGACAUGAAAUGAAGCAUUCUCCAUCUUCUUGGGUGAGAAUGCAUAUAAUUGGCUUAAGACUGAUUAAUAAUUGUUCAGUCACUAAGGCGAGGGAAACAAAGGGUGCAGGCUGAGUGUUUGUUGUGGUACAGCUUACAUCCAGGAUGUGCAGUUUCAUGUGCACCUAGGAAAGAUGCUGAGGAUGAGGCAGAUGGCAACAGCAACAACAAAAAAUCUAGCUACAUCAACACAACAGCUGAGCCUGGACAUUAAGGUUGUGCACCCUUUAUAGUUACAUCUGCUACAUUUUACUCAGGGAAUGAGGGAUUUGUAGGGAGGAACGAUAGACAUGAGACUGUCCUGACACACACACACACACACACACACAAAAAGAAAAAAGAAAAAAACACAUUUAGGUUGGGAUGGAUGGUUGGGCAUGUCUGAUGUCUUAUGAUGACUUAUCCUGACUUCUACCAUCUUUCUUUUAAAUUAUUAUUUUUCUUUAACCAUGACCACAGCAUUUCCCUAAACUUAACUGAAGAGGAUUCUGCUGCAAAACUAAUCCCUGUUUAACUCACACAUCAAUUGACAUUAAAUAUUUGUUAAAUCAGUGACACCAAAAAUGUGAAGCUGAAUGAAGCUGUAAAACUGAAGCAUGAAUGAAAUGUCAGUCCGCUAAUUCAAGUUUAACAUCAGUGCUGAGCUAAAGGCCUGCACACACCAGGAUUUAAUUGGCAACAAACUCAGUUAAAGUCCACUGUGAUCUGAAGAUCCACUCAAAUGUUCAGUGUAUAGUUCAACUUGACCUGCAAGUUUAUGCUGUUGACAAAUAGCAACCCAGGACAGUUCUGACCUUUGUGGGCAACAGAGUAGCUUAUGAGCUGUGUUACACCAUCCACUUUUGUUUAAAUUCUUCUGUCAGAGUAAAAAUUGUUCCACAAAAGAGUAGUAUUUUGCUGAGUAAUGACACAGGCUUCAAUGGUACAAACUACUCAGAGGUAGAUUUAUUUUCCCUCUUUAAUUACUUUAAAAAACAAAAA
Molecule: messenger RNA, 1974 nt
Organism: Lates calcarifer (barramundi perch)
Lineage: Eukaryota; Metazoa; Chordata; Actinopteri; Centropomidae
Gene: shisal2a
Product: shisa like 2A
Exons: 3
Coding region: 147-650 (167 amino acids)
Source: RefSeq, a predicted model, not a curated record